Zootoca vivipara (common lizard) is the source of this 5992-nucleotide messenger RNA. The record is from RefSeq and is a predicted model, not a curated record. NCBI's taxonomy places the organism in Eukaryota, Metazoa, Chordata, Lepidosauria, Squamata, Lacertidae.
AUGUUGCGCAACCGUCGCCUCUACGCCUUGAAGAGCUCACCUUUCCUUGUUGCCUAUGGAAAUGCCUUGGUGGUCCUCAAUUUCUUUGCAGGCCUGCACGCUUCCCAGGAGGAACUGUUUCCUGGAGUUUCAGCCUCAUUGCUCGUGGACUUGGAUUUGAAGCCUUAUUCACUGCCCUGUGUCCACCUAGGAGUCAAGUGGAUGAUGCAGAAGCAAAGGCAGAGAAAAGAGGAGGAAGAAUCGCUCAAGGGAGUGAGAGUAGAUGGGGCAGCUGAAACGGACAAUAGACAAAACAUUCUUUUGGGCAUCCUUGGUUCUGUGCUGCAAGGGAUGCUUGUAAAAUACUGGAUUUAUAUCUGCUCUAUCAUGUUCUUUAUUGUCAGCUUCAAUGGCAAAGUGGCCCUGUACAAAAUUCUCUACAUUGUGCUUUUUCUACUUUGUGUGGCUUUGUACCAGGUUCAUUAUGAGAUGUGGAGAAGAAUCCUGAAGAGUUUCUGGCUCACCACUGUUUUUUAUUCAAUGGUGGUGCUCAUUGCUAUCUAUGCCUAUCAACUUGAGAUGGUGUCAGCGUUUUUCCUAAACACCUUGGCGAUAUCAGAGGAGAGAUUAAAAGACCUGGGUCUUGAGAGGUUCAGCACAAUCGAGCUGUUUGCAAGGAUUCUGCUCCCUGGCGCUUUCCUUCUGGCUUGCAUCCUGCAGCUUCAUUACUUCCACGAAGACUUCCUGAAGGCCACAGAUCUGGCUAAUAUUUGCAUCAAGCCACUUUCCGGAAGGCUGGCUGCUGAACAGCUACAAGAUGACAUUGAGGAUGGAUUGGAGAAGCCUGAGAACUCAGGUGAAAACAUGGGAAAGUGCCAUCAGGCGAAACCAGUGGAAAAGAUGAGUGAAUGGACAGAUGUGGUUGACAGUGUGGUGCCUCAUCUCCUGAAGCUCUUAGCAACGAUUCGAGCAAUGCAGGCAUUUGCUUGGCGAUUUCUGGAACUCCACAUCCUGAAGAUUCUGUCCACUUGGAUUAUCUGGAUCACGGUACACGAGGUGUCUUUGAUGAACUACCCUUUCUUCAUCCUCUGGGCAUUUGCCCUUCCAUAUUCCAAGCUGUGCCCACACGCCUCCAGGAUCUGUACGUUUUGGUCCUGCGUGAUAGUCUUCUGUAAAAUGGCAUACCAGCUGAAAUUUGUCAAGCCUCUGACAUAUUCUUCAAACUGCACACAGGUCAACUACACCAACAUGGAUGAAUUACUGGAAAAGUCUUUGUUGUACAAGGCCCCUGUUGACCCAGCACAUUGGUUUGGAGGGCUGUUGAAGUGCAGUGACAAUGUUCUCCCAUGUCUAAAGAAUCACCUCACCAUUCUGAUUCUUAUGGCUCUAGAGGCCACAGUGCAUCGCCACCAGCUUUUUUACCGAAUUCAGAACCAGCUGCUGCCGCCUCCCACAGGGAGCGUUUUUUAUGACGUGGCCCGGGAGAAUCUGGAUGAUGGGCUCCUGAGUUGCAUCAAAUACUUUGUCAAUUACAGUUUCUACAAGUUUGGACUAGAGACCUGCUUUGUGGUUGCCAUCGGUGUGAUUAGGCAGCGUAUGGACUUGUAUGCCCUCAUCCAUGCCAGCUGGCUGAUUUACCUGUUGAGCUGCCGUCGGAGGAAAGCCAUAGCUGAAGCCUGGCCCAAAUACUGCUGCUUCCUUGCCAGCAUCGCAACCUUCCAGUAUCUACUCUGCAUUGGUCUCCCACCUGCUUUAUGCCAAGAUUAUCCGUGGAGAACCUCUCACUGCCUGCUCCAUUCAAAUCUGAUUAAGUGGCUCUAUCUGCCAGAUUUUGCCAAGAGGCCUGAUGCUAGUUUUCUCCUUUAUGACUUCCUGCUUCUGCUCGUCGCCUCUCUCCAGUGGCAGGUGUUUGAAGAUGAGAAUAAGCUGGUUGUGAGGAUGCAGGCGGGAGACAAUGUUGAGAUCAGCCACAGCCUCAACCCAGCUGGACUAAGCGAGUACAGUCUGGUACCAAACUUUAUCCACUGCAGGUCUUAUCUGGAUUUGGUGAAAGUGAUUUUGUUCAGAUACCACUUUUGGUUUGUCCUUUGCCUGCUUUUUAUGACCGGGACAACAAGGAUCAACAUCUUCUGUGUGGGCUACCUCCUGGCCUGUUUCUACUUCAUGCGUCUUGGGCAAAGCCUCCAGUUGAAGCCAGUCAAAGACAUACUCAGACUGUGGGACUAUCUGAUCGCAUACACAGCUUUGGUUAUAGCGGCAAAGAACCUCCUUGCCAUUGGAGCAUGUGCGUACCUUAGUAAAUUACAAACAAGCCAUUGUUGGCUAAUUCAGACCUUUGGUAUGUUCUGCACAAUACCAGGAUACGACGUAGACCCACCUGAGGAUGAAAUAUGCGAACUGCCUGAGAAGGAAGCAGGAAUAACCUGGGAUGCGAUAUGCUUCACUUUCCUGCUAAUCCAGCGUAGAAUUUUUACUAGCUACUACUACCUCUAUGUUGUUGCAGAUCUUAAGGCUACCAAGACCUUGGCCUUCAGAGGAGCCGAGCUGUUUGAAGCAAAGCUUAAAAAGGUGGUGGAACUCAGGAUGGAAGAAGAGAAAAAAUCAAUGCAAACCAUGAAGAAGCACCCCAAAGUGGUUCGAGGUGGGAGCUAUUACCUCUUUGAGACGGAUAGUGAGGAAGAAGAGGAACAGGGGCACACUGAAAAGAGUGAGAAGGGAUCUCUGAAGAAGAAAACAGCAUUCCAGCUUGCCUAUGAAGCCUGGAUGACCAGUUCAAAGUCAGCUCUAAAGAUGAGGGAGCUUGAUGAAAUCAGGGACCAAGGGAAGGUGGAGCAACAGCAGCAGCGCCAAUUGGCAGCCAAUGUGAAAAUGGAAUCCUGGGAAGAAAAUCUGGAGAAGUCAGGCCCAGAAGAGGACUUGGAUGAGCCAGCAGAAAACAUCGUUCAAAGAGCAACCAACAUUGUUAAGUUCACUUGGGUUUUUAUCCAAGCGUUGCUGGAUGACACCACAGAGGCACUGAAUUCGCUUUGUCAAGAUAACCUGGAUGUAGCAAAUGUGCUGAGGAUAGAAAAGUGCAUGCUUUGGCGGGAGAUUCAGAAGGGAAAAGUGGCCUCGGCGGACAUUGUCCUCCAGUAUUAUAACCUCAAGAAAACCCAACCAGAUUGUGGAAAAAGUGAAGCUGAACCAACAGAGAUGAAUGAGAGUAACAACAGGUCACCCCAGUGCCCGCCUGGAGAGUACGUGGACCCAUCCCUUGUGCAGCUCCGCAGGAGAUCCAGCGAUGCUUGCAGGGGUGUGACUGGAAAUGAGAAGGUGGAAGAAGGGAGCCACAAUGGGCCCCGCCCCCAAGGACUCACUUCAGCAUUUUCCUGUACAGAAUUUGCCAGUUGGGACUCCUCUUCAUCAGUAAUGGAAGGAUCUACACAUUCCCUAUUUGUGAGAAGUGAAGAAUCAGGUGCAGCGCCAUCGAGCAAUGUUCCUGCUACAAUGACAGCCAGUGAAUGGCUCCUGAACAGGGUAUUUCAUGACAAUGAGCUGGAGCAGUCAGAUAAGUUCUACCAGAGUCUUCCCAGGCCCCUGAAGCUGGGAGUUGCUUUGUACAAUGCUAUGGUGUCUAACUCAGAAAUGCUGUGUUAUUUUGUGAUCAUUCUGAACCACAUGGUCUCCUCAUCCAUCCUCACUUUGGUUCUACCUAUCCUGAUAUUUCUGUGGGCCAUGCUGUCUAUUCCAAGGCCUACAAAAUUCUUCUGGAUGACAGCCAUCAUUUACACUGAGGUAACAGUUGUGGUCAAAUACUUUUCUCAGUUUGGAUUCUUUCCUUGGAGCACCAAGGCCUAUUGUGGGGUCUACGCGGAAGAGCCGCUUGCUUUGCCUAAUAUUGCUGGGAUCGAGAAGAAGGAUGGCUACGUGCACUUUGAUCUUGUUCAACUGCUGGCCUUGUUCUUCCACAGGUAUAUCCUGAAGGGCUAUGGACUUUGGGAUUCCCAAGGUGUCAGUAUACCAGGCGAAGAAGAAAAGAACCUGGCAGGGAGGCAAAAGAAGAAAAGGCACAAGGGCCAUCUGAAGGAACGUCCAUCUGGAUCAGGAGGAAACUAUUCUUCUAGCGCUCUUCAGAUAUACCAUCCCAUAAGGCAAUUCUUUUAUGACAUUAUUCAUCCAGAAUGCAGCCUAAUCUGUGACGUUUAUGCUCUCAUGUUCCUGGUUGAUGUGAUUAAUUUUAUUAUUGUCAUCUUCGGCUACUGGGCUUUUGGUAAACACUCCGCUGCCGCUGACAUCACAGAGUCCCUUUCAGAAGACCAGGUGCCUGAAGCUUUCCUGGUGAUGCUGUUGUUGCAGUUUGGGACGAUGAUAGUUGACCGUGCCAUCUACUUGAGAAAGAGCAUGUUUGGGAAGUGUGUUUUCCAGGUUGCCCUCGUCUUUGGCAUCCAUUUUUGGAUGUUCUUCAUCUUGCCUGGAGUAACGGAAAGGAGGUUUAACAGGAAUCCGGUGGCUCAGCUGUGGUAUUUGGUCAAGUGUGUCUAUUUUGGUUUGUCGGCUUAUCAGAUCAAAUGCGGUUACCCCGAACGGGUCUUGGGCAACGUUCUGACUAAGAGCUACAAUUGCAUAAACCUCUUCUUAUUCCAAGGCUUUCGCCUGAUACCAUUUUUGACAGAACUGAGGGCUGCCAUGGAUUGGGUUUGGACCGACACCACACUCAGCCUCUCCAGCUGGAUCUGUGUGGAGGAUAUCUAUGCUAACAUUUUCAUCCUGAAAUGUUGGAGAGAAUCUGAGAAAAAAUACCCCCAGCCUCCUGGUCAGAAGAAGAAAUUGCUUGUGAAAUACGGGAUGGGAGGUUUCAUUGUCUUUGUGCUCAUCUGCAUCGUGUGGUUCCCACUGCUUCUUAUGUCACUGGUCAAAUCAGUGGCGGGAGUAACUAACCAGCCUUUGAGCGUCUCUGUCAAAAUUACCAUCAGUGGUUAUGAGUCUUUGUUUACCAUGAGCGCUCAGCAGCAGAAUCUGGUCCCUUUCACUCAUGCGGCGUAUAAUGAACUCACCACUCAAUAUGCCCUCCAUCCUUCUGCCAUGCAAUUUAUAGUCAACUAUAGCCCGGAGGACGUCAUCGUUGCUAAAAUAAAAGGCAAUGCCAGCUUGCUGUGGAGCAUCAGCCCUGCAAGUCGGAAAGCUAUGAUUGCAGAACUCUCCAAUUCCUCCGCAAUCUACAUCAACUUCCAUUGGACUCUUCUCAGGAAUGCCUCUCUUGUGAAGAAUAUUGAAGCAUCCGGCCUACACACAAUGCGCUAUGAAGACAAGCGGAUUCAGGAGCAAAUCAUCGAAAUGCUACGUGGGACCAGAACGGAAGGCGUUCUGCUUCCUGGUGUCCUACCAAGGUAUCUGAGAGCAGCUGGUGGAGCAGAAGCUAAAAUGGCACAUCGCCUGCAAGUGGCUCAUUCCAAUGCGCCAAAGGACGUAGACAAGAUGGCCUUCUUCAGAAAUAUCACCAUAGAACUGCAGCAGCUGCCUGCCAAGGAGUCCUUAAGCCAUGUUCCCGAAUGGUGGGUUGUUAAAGAGCAGAGGCCCGGCUGUUUGGGCAAUGGAUGCAGUAAGAAUAUGGAGCUCUUCGUCUUCAACGACAAGGUCAGCCCUCCUAGCCUGGGAUUUCUGGCAGCUCAUGGCAUUGUAGGCCUCUACAUGUCUUUUGUUCUGGUCAUCGGGAAGUUCAUCCGAGAGCUUUUCAACGGCAUCUCGCGCUCCAUCAUGUUCGAAGAGCUGCCCAACGUGGACCGCAUCCUGAAACUCUGCACCGAUAUCUUCCUGGCGAGGGAGGCCGGGGAGCUGGAGUUGGAGGAGCAGCUGUUUGCCAAGCUCAUCUUCCUCUACAGAUCUCCUGAAACGAUGAUUAAAUGGACCAAAGAACCCAGGGAAGACUAAAGCCAGGGGUGGGUGGGUGUAGGAGUCAUGAACAAUGCACUGUUUCGGAAGGGAAAUGUUGCGUGGGGCGCAACUGCAAAGGGACAUGGCAGAAGAUACUGAAUUA